AUGGUUAUCAUUCAAAUGAUAUUUUUAUCACCGUUUCGUUGUAUGAUGAACUGUUUCAUAUCGAUUUUCAAUCUAGGUAAAACCAUUUUCAGUCUAAGUAUAAAAAAUUUCAAUGUAGUUAAAGAAAUUUUCAUUAAAAAGAAGAACAAUGAUACACCUGUUGAAAUCGUACAAAUGAGUAACAAACAACCGACAAUGAACAACAAACAACCGACAGUGAACAGUAAUCAGCCGGCAAUGAACAAAAAACAAAUCAGCAAACGAAGAAAAAUGUUUAGAGAGUUAAUUAUUUUAAUUGACAAAGUAAUUGCGAUUUCUGAACACGUACCGGGAAUACCAUUAAGCUGCUUAAGAUCAAUAAAAGACUUUUGUGAAUCGGCUAGUACUGGUUGUAUAAAGGAAAACAAGGAAUUGGCCAAAGUACUAAAUGCUUUAAUUGAUAUAAACCAGAUAAUUGAAUCCAUUAAUCUAAAUGAUGCACAAAAACAAAAAAUUCAACGAUUAUUACGUGCUGUUGAAGCAUACAUACAUGGAUUAUCAAAUGAAAUCAAUCAAACAAAAUUAGAUAUGAUUGAUGUUAAGAAUGAAAACCAAGAUAUCAAAACAGAAUUAAUCAAUUUAACCAGCCAAUUGAUUGAGCUACGGACACAAAAUGACAGCAUGAACAAACAAUUAUUAUCCUCAGACAAAAGGAUUGAUCUAGUUCAAACUGAAUUGUCAGCAAAACUAAACGUUUUACAGAUCGAACUUGGUGAUCUAAGUAUAAAAGCUAGUGAAAAAGUAAUACAGAACGUUUUUGCUAAUCUUUUAACACCUGUAAUCGAUCAAAUCAGAGAAGAAUUCGAUCGAAAAAGUCAAGAAGAAACAAGUGCACCACAAAUAAUCUAUGAUUUUAAAGCAUCUUAUAAUCGAGCUGCUUUAGAAUUCAUCAAAUCGGAAAGGCCGAUAAAUGAUAAACGACUGAAAUUAAUCAAUAAAAAAUUAAUCGAAUUUGCUAAACAAUCAAAAAUUAAAAUGACUGAAUUAGUUGAUUUACUUAUUUACAAAUCGGACAGAAAUUUCAAGUGCCAUGGGUUCAUAGAAUCCUAUAUCAACGAUGAAUUUAAAAAUCCAACUAAUGUAAAUGAUUUCAUCAAAUACUUAGAAGACGAAAGUUCUGUAAAAUUAAUUCUGAACGAUCAGAAAAAACAUAUAUUAAUGAUGCUAGUUAAUGUCAAUGUUUUACUUCGUGAAAACGUAGUCGUAUUAAGAUCAAUUACUCGUACAUAUCUUGAUGAUCCACAAACAUCCAAUAAUAAUAUUAAUGGUCCAUUGCGUAUACCUAUUGCUGAACAAUACGAAGACAAGGGCACUAUUGUUGUGGGUAAAAUUGAGUCAGGAUCGUGUCGUGUUGGUGAUCAAUGUUUCCUUAUGCCUGAAACAAAAGUUGUUGAAAUUGCAAAUAUUUAUUAUGAAGAUAUGAAAACUGAUACUGGCUUGUGUGGACAAAAUGUUAAAGUCACAUUAAAAACAAUCGAAGAACUAAUAAUCUCACCCGGAUUUGUACUAUGCAAUGCUCAAGAAGAACUAUGCAGUGUUGGAAGAAUUUUCGAUGCACAAGUGAUGAUAACUACACCCAAAUCUACAAUUUCUUCAGGUUAUUCAGCUUCGCUUCAUAUUCAUACAGCCAUUGCUGCAGUUCAAUUAAAACAAUUGAUAACAUUGAUUGAUUAUAAAACUGGUGAAAGAAUACAAGAAAAUCCAAUAUCUAUUAGAAAAAAUCAAGUAGCAAUUGCAAGAUUCGAAUUAUUAGAAACUGGACGAACCAUUUGUAUGGAACCAUUUAGAAUUUUUCCUGAACUUAGUCGAUUUAAAUUACGCAAUGAAGGUCGAAUUGUUGCUAUGGGUAAAAUUCUUGAAGUGAUCGCGUGA
Messenger RNA from Rotaria socialis, 1911 nucleotides. The record is from the annotation of a GenBank genome assembly. Lineage: Eukaryota; Metazoa; Rotifera; Eurotatoria; Philodinida; Philodinidae.